Fibroporia radiculosa is the source of this 1332-nucleotide messenger RNA. RefSeq lists its product as uncharacterized. The transcript has 18 exons. The coding region runs from base 1 to 1332 and encodes 443 amino acids. Lineage: Eukaryota; Fungi; Basidiomycota; Agaricomycetes; Polyporales; Fibroporiaceae. The record is from RefSeq and is a predicted model, not a curated record. Gene Ontology annotation, biological process: oxalate metabolic process.
AUGAAUCGAUUCCUCGUCUUCGUCCUCUUAGCCCCUCUUCUCCCUCUCCUGGCGUCUGCGGCCCCAACCGGCAGCAUAGCUGGAUCUGGUACGCCAGUCAUCUCUGCGAUACCGGCGAGCGAGACUGUUGCCCUUGCGAGUGACGACCCAAACGCUGUGCUGUGGAAUGUCACCAUCGACACCGACACCGAUCCGCAGCCGAUUCGAGGAGCUCUUGGGGCAUCUAUCAUGGCCCAGCAGAAUAUCCCUCUUCAACAACUCAACCCAGAUCUUCUUGCGCCGCCUACAACGGAUGCAGGUGAUAUUCCUAAUUUGAAAUGGCCCUUCUCCAUGAGCUCGAAUCGACUUCAAACUGGAGGAUGGGCUCGCCAAACCAAUAUAAAUCAACUGUCCAUUGCAACCUCCAUGGCUGGUGUCGAUAUGCGCCUGGAAGCCGGCGCAAUUCGUGAACUCCACUGGCACAAGACCGCGGAGUGGGCCUAUGUUUUAAGUGGAUAUAUGCAAGUAUCGGCGGUAGACAGUAACGGUAGAAAUUUCCUGGGAACAAUUGGCCCCGGCGAUCUAUGGUAUUUCCCGGCGGGUAUCCCACAUAGUCUUCAGGCCACCAACCAAACGGAAGAUGGGGCCGAGUUCCUCCUGAUCUUCGAUGACGGAGAUUUCAGCGAAGAUUCCACGUUCUUGUUGACGGACUGGCUAGCCCAUACUCCCAAAGAUGUCUUGGCCAAAAACUUUGGAACUACCAUAGAAGCAUUCAAUAACAUUCCUGCUCAGCAACUGUACAUAUUCCCCGGAAAUUCACCCUCUCCUGAUGCUGUUGCACCAGAAGAUCCUCAGGGACAAGUUCCAAGCCCUUAUACCUACAAAUUCUCGGAAGUUACCCCCACGCAAUUAGCGGGAGGCUCCGUCAAGAUUGCCGACUCGACUGUAUUCCCUGUGUCGACGUCGAUCUCUGUCGCCGAUGUCACUGUGGAGCCAGGAGGAAUGAGGGAGCUGCACUGGCACCCAACUCAGGACGAAUGGACUUAUUACUUGGGUGGGGCCGCUCGGGUUACAGUCUUUGCCUCGUCAAGUACUGCACGGACAUACAACUAUGAGGCCGGCGACAUCGGUUUCGUUCCCGCUACAUACGGACACUAUGUUGAGAACAUUGGCAACGACACCCUGCAUUUCCUCGAGAUCUUCAACACUGCUGUCUAUGCGGAUGUCAGUCUAAACCAGUGGCUGGCAUUGACACCACCUGCCAUGGUGGAGGCGCAUCUUGGCCUGUCUCAAAACACCAUGGAUCUCCUCACAAAAACAAAGGCGGUUGUAGUUGGACCGAAUGGGCCUUGA